GCAAGCGUUUAGUAACAUCUAUGAGAUGCUUCAACCCGGCGGAACCGUGUUUAUACAUUUGGUAGCCUCUCAUGAUAUAUUUGAUGUUUUCAAUCAAUUAUCGCAAAAUCCCAGCUAUGCUUCCUACAUACCGGACAAGAAAAGGCUUGUAUCGCCAUUUCAAUAUUCAACCAAUCCUCAAAAAGAGUUGAGAAAAAUAGUUAGAGACGUCGGUUUCCAUAUUCUUCAUUGUAGUCAUCGGGAAACAACCACUAUGCAUAUAGAUUCGCACAAAUUUCUGUCUAUGAUAAUGUCCUUCAUGUCGUUUUUGGAUUACAUGCCGCAAAAAUUGAAGACAGAAUUUAACGAGGAAUUCGAGAACGAAUAUAUGAAGAGAAAAGUGAUUUUUAAAAGACGUCAACAUAAUGAGGAGCAAACGAUCAUAUUAGAUAUGUAUCGAGUUUUAAUAGUUUAUGCACAAAAAUGAAGAUCGCAUACGCAGAAUUAUCGCAGCAUAAAAUAUGCAGAAUUCAUUGACACA
Molecule: messenger RNA, 520 nt
Organism: Dinoponera quadriceps
Lineage: Eukaryota; Metazoa; Arthropoda; Insecta; Hymenoptera; Formicidae
Product: juvenile hormone acid O-methyltransferase-like
Exons: 3
Source: RefSeq, a predicted model, not a curated record